Molecule: messenger RNA, 672 nt
Organism: Phytophthora megakarya
Lineage: Eukaryota; Oomycota; Peronosporomycetes; Peronosporales; Peronosporaceae
Source: the annotation of a GenBank genome assembly
AUGUGGUUUAUGAGUUUGGAUAUGUCCAAUUGCUUUUGGGCAGUCAAGAUGUCUGAAAGGGCGAAGCUGAUAUCAGCGUUUGUCUGUCCAUUUGGACACUUCCAAUGGACUCGCGUGCCAUUCGGACUCAAGAAUGCGCCGCUGAUAUAUCAGUCGGUUAUCAACAACUGCCUGUGGGGAUUUGUGAGAUUGCCUCCGGAAGAAGAAAUAACCAAGAAUCUGAUAGUGGCCGCCAAAAUAACGAGAGAAGAGACUCACGGAUUCCAUGACCGUUUUCGAAAGGAAUAUUACCAUGCGUUCACACAUUGGCCCGGUAGUUCUUACAUCGACGAUAUUGCCCAUGGUGCAAAAACAUGGGAUCAGCUUUGUGAAGAUGUGGAUACCCUGCUUUAUCGCUUACGUUACUGGAAUAUAUCAAGCCAGUUUGGAAAGCGGUCGAUCUUCUAUCUGUCACACGAGAUUAGUGCAGAAGGUAUCCGAGCGACCCCAAUAGUUGAGAAAGGUACCGUUCCACAAAUCCCACAAAGGUGUGCUAUCGUUUCUCGGAAGUCAAACUACUACCACAAGUUCAUUGAGGACUUUCCGGUAGUGCAACAAUUCUCUAUGAACUUUCAGAAGACCAGAUAUGUCAGGGACGGGAUGUCUCACGAGCUCAUGAAUCUUUCGAACUAA